Messenger RNA from Aspergillus alliaceus, 1116 nucleotides. Its product is annotated as zinc-binding alcohol dehydrogenase family protein. The record is from RefSeq and is a predicted model, not a curated record. The coding region runs from base 1 to 1116 and encodes 371 amino acids. The transcript is spliced from 2 exons. NCBI's taxonomy places the organism in Eukaryota, Fungi, Ascomycota, Eurotiomycetes, Eurotiales, Aspergillaceae. Gene Ontology annotation, molecular function: oxidoreductase activity, acting on NAD(P)H.
AUGUCUUCGGUCGCCUCCACCUUUGCAAUCCCACGGCGCCAGAAUGCCUUGGUGGUUGCCGGCCCGGGCCAGCUUUCUCUGCACCAAGAUGGGCCUCUGCCCCACGUGGCCCCUGAUAUGGCCCUUGUUCGCACUGUUGCUGUCGCUAUUAAUCCCGUCGACGCCAAGAUGCUCGAUUACAGUCCAGCAGUUGGCGCUUUUCAUGGAUGCGACUUCGCCGGGGUCGUUGUCGCACUCGGCUCAGACGCCCCGCGUCAUCUUUCCAUCGGAGACAGGGUUGCUGGGGCCGUUCAUAGGAACAACUCCCUGGAGCCCCGUGUCGGUGCCUUUGCACAGUAUGUUGGAGCGACCGCUGAGCUGCUCCUCAAGAUUCCUGACACGAUGACUUUCGAGAAGGCAUCCACUCUCGGCAUCGGCUUGGCCACCGCGGGUCUUGCCUUGUUUCGCGAAUUAGAGAUCCCCGUGCGUAUCGAGGAUCUGAUCGACAGGGCCGGGCCGGAUUCGGAUGUCACACCGAAUGCGGCGUGGGUCCUUGUAUCUGGAGGCAGCACCGCCACUGGCACCAGGGCUAUUCAACUUCUCAAGCUGGCAGGAUUACGGCCAAUUGCAACUUGCUCGCCGUCGAAUUUCGCACUGGUCCUCGGAUUUGGAGCCGAAAAGGUGUUUAAUUACCGCAGUCCGGACUGCGCCAAAGAGAUCCGUGCUUACACACGCAACGGCCUGGCGUACGCGCUCGACUGCGUGUCUGAGUCAGACAGCGCCCAGCUGUGCUAUGGCGCAAUUGGUAGGGCUGGCGGGCGGUAUUGCGGGGUCGAGCCCGUCCGCCAAGCCGUGGCAGCUGCGCGCCCGACCGUCCGCGCUUCGUGGGUGAUGGUCCUGACCAUGUUCGGCGGUCGCGUCGCGUUGGAUGGUGAGUACGCCCGCGAAGCAUCAGCUGCAGAUCGGGCCCUGAGUGCGAAGAUCUUUGCGGCUAUACAAACAUUGCUGGACAACGGUCGCAUCAAAUCUCACCCAGUCAGAGUUUUAGCCGACAGCUGGGCCGGUGUCAUCCAGGGUGUGGACAUAAUUCGUACUGGGGCGAUCUCAGGACAGAAGCUGGUUGUCCGCGUCUACUGA